Messenger RNA from Rhincodon typus (whale shark), 6295 nucleotides. RefSeq names its product MAM and LDL-receptor class A domain-containing protein 1. The record is from RefSeq and is a predicted model, not a curated record. Bases 1 to 6180 code for a protein of 2059 amino acids. The transcript is spliced from 37 exons. Gene Ontology annotation, molecular function: protein binding. Gene Ontology annotation, cellular component: membrane. Lineage: Eukaryota; Metazoa; Chordata; Chondrichthyes; Orectolobiformes; Rhincodontidae.
AUGAACGGAGCCUGGAAAAUACUGUUCCAACUAUUUUCUGUGAUUUUCCUAGUGGUGCAACCAUGUACAGGAGCUGAAUUCCAUGGCACGAGAGUUGUUCCUGAUAAUUCCGACAUUGCAGGUCAAUACCAGGACGUUAAUAAUGAAGUAGAAUGCUUUUCAUGUGAAAAAUGUAACUUUGAGGCUGGUUUCUGUAACUGGUCCAUCGAUCAGGAGUCACUAACUAGAUGGACCAGAAUGAAUAGUGACAGUGGCAUUGGACCAAAGGCUGACCACAGGGGAAAUCGAUCAGCUCAUUAUUUAGCUGUAUUGCCUGAAGAUGAUACAAAGCAUUUUGCAACUCUUCGAAGUGUUAUUUUCCUUCCACCAAAAGGAAGCUGCCAGAUGAGCUUUUAUUAUCACUUUGGUCGAGUGAAUGGAACACUAAAAGUCAAAUUGCACCAGCAGUACCCUGACACCUUAACAGAAAUUUGGAAGCAGACAGACCCACAGGAAAGCCAAUGGAAAAAAGAGGCUAUCACAAUCAAGAGCAUGAGUAAAUUUCAGGUUAUAUUUCAGGGCAAUAUAUUUGCCUCCAGUCAACCCAAUGAAGUUCUUGCUGUAGAUGAUAUUUCUUUCAGUGAUGGCUGUCUCCCAGUACCAGACCUCAACAGUUCCAUUCCAGCUUGUGAUUUUGAAUCUGAUCUAUGCGGAUGGCACUCUGAAGAAGCACAGAAUUCUGUUGCAUGGUUAUACGUUCAAGCUAAUAGUAGCUCGUCAAAUGGCACAGCUCCACUGAAAGAUCACAGCACAGGCUCUUCAUGGGGCCAUUAUAUCUGGGUAGAAGCCAACAACAUCACAUUCUCACAGACGGCUUUCUUUAAUAGUUCUGUCUACUACAACUCAGGACACAACUGUCGUUUUGAAUUCUUCUACCAAAUCAAUGGCAGGAAUGUACUCACAGUGUUAUUGCAAACCCAGGAGGGAGAAAUAAUACUGUGGGAAGAACAGACACCAACUGAAAACCAAUGGAUCAGAGGGGAAGUGCAGUAUCGUACUUGCCUAAGCCAUUUUCAGAUUAUACUUGUAGGCUUUGUUCAAAGCAGAGCAGGAUUCUUGGCCCUGGAUAGUCUACAAUUCCAUGACUGUGAAGAGACAAUUUUAUCAGGAUCCUGCCCACCUUCAACAUUUACUUGUGGAACUGGUCACUGCACUCCUAUGAAUUCAGUUUGCAACUUCCAGGCUGACUGUUGUGAUGGUGCUGAUGAAGACAAAAUAAUCUGCUCAAAUUAUACUUUGUGUAACUUUGAGUCUGGUUUUUGUGAGUGGAUGCAACAGCUGCCUUCAAAUGGUUCUGUGUGGGUUCAAGGACAAGGCCGAACAUCUUCCAGGUUAGGAUUAUCUAUUACUGACCACACAACUAACACCAGCCAAGGAAUGUUCAUCUAUUUCAAAGCAACUUCAGAUCAUAAAUCAGUGCAUACAAUUGAACUUGGCAUUCCUGUUUUGAAGAACCAAUUGGUCAAGGGUCUUCCGUGUCAGUUAAGGUUCUGGUACCAGAUGACAGAAGGAGCUAACAUGUCAGUACAUAUAAUGACCACAGCUGGAGGGCAGAUGAAAAGAGUUGCUGACCUUACUACACCAACGAACAAAGUGUGGGCAAAAUUAGAGGUUUCUGUGGAACCCCAUGGAGCAGAGACCAUGGUACCUUUCCAGCCCACUUCCUUACCCAUCUCCUUGUUCACUUCAAAUAAGGAAGAACUUACCAACUACUUUUUCACCACGGUUGUUUUGUUGACCGGACACUUCAUGUUUAUUUUGAACAAUGAGAGCAAUCUUUUUCAGGUUGCAGAACUGAAUAGUCCCCAAUUAAGUCAGUCAGGAACAGGAUGUACCAUGCAUUUUUGGUAUUAUAAUUAUGGACAGGCUGUGGGGGCAGCGAAAAUGUAUCUGGUGAUCGAUGGUGUGCAGAAUCGUACUGUGGUGUGGUGGACUUACAAUACUCAAUACAAUCAAUGGCUGCAAGGCUCUGUUCAGCUUGGGCGUCUAACACGACCCUUUCACCUUACGCUAGUGAAAGUCAGUCUGAGCAUUUAUGAUGGCGUGGCAGCAAUGGAUGAUAUUACAUUUGUCAACUGCUCCCUCCCAUCAGCUGUAGACUUCUGUGAAGGCACCAACCAAUUCUGGUGUAAAGAAACCAGAGCUUGCAUUGACCAGUUACAAUUAUGUGACCUUAUAGAUGACUGUGGUGAUGGUUCUGAUGAAGACAACUGUGCUAAUGAUCUGCUUUGCAGUUUUGAAAAUGGGUCAUGUAACUGGCAGCAAGCUAAAGAAGAUGAUUUUGACUGGACAAGAAAUAAGGGACAAACACCAACAGUCAACACAGGGCCAUCAAAAGAUCACACACUGGGGACUGCAGAAGGCACUUACCUUUACAUCGAAGCGUCUGAUCAACAAUUUGGAAAUACAGCUGUUCUCCUUAGUCCAAUCUUGGAUGCCACAGUUAACAAGACCUGUAUCUUCCGUUUCCAUUAUCACAUGUUUGGAAAACAGAUUUUUAGAUUGGCCAUUCACAGAAGGACAUUCCACAACACUAAGGGAGAGCAACUUUGGGCACGAUACGGUAACCAUGGUGACUUAUGGCUAAGAGAGGUGCUUUUUAUCAAGAGUUCCCAACCAUUCCAGAUAUUAAUAGAAGGAACUGUGGGAGAUAACUUAGGAGGAGACAUUGGAAUUGAUGACCUAUCCUUUAUGGAUUGUGCGCUCUAUAAUGGUGAUUUACCAGCAGUAGUUCCAACAACACCAUCAGGCCCAUCGAGACCUUUGACACUUCCACCUAAUAACUGCACAGCCAAUGAAUUUAUUUGUAAAACUAAUGGGCAAUGUGUUGACAUCAUCAAGAAGUGCGAUUUCAGGGAUGAUUGUUCAGACAAGACAGAUGAAUUAUCCUGCGUUAGCAAGAUCUGUGAUUUUGAUAAUGGGAUCUCAUGUGGUUGGAAACAACAGACAGAUUCAUCUGCAACUGAAAGUAUUUUUCAAUGGUUCACUGGACAAGGUUCUGAUAUACAUCCAGGAGAAGUGGGUAACAGACCAUCUACAGAUCACACCACGGCCACGAAGCAGGGUUGGUAUCUUUACGCUGAUAGUUCAAAUGGAGAAUUUGGUCAAUCAGCUGAUAUCAUCACUCCAGUAAUAAGCCUUUCUGGUCCAAAGUGUAAACUGAGCUUUUGGUAUCACAUGAAUGGAGUUACAAUCGGGUCAUUACAGGUCUUCAAAAAGUUUGUUAAUUCGACACAGUUGCUAUGGUCGCAAAGUGGUAACCAAGGUAACCAUUGGAGGCGAGCAGAAGUAUUACUUGGAGUUCAGAGACAUUUUCAGGUUUUCUUAAGAGCCAUUCGAGGUGUGAGCUACAUGGGCGACAUUACAGUGGAUGACAUUUCCUUUGAAAAUUGUUCUUCUCUUCUGAUCCCAGAAAGACAGUGCAGCUCUGAUGAAUAUUCAUGUGCCAACAAGUAUUGUAUCCCUAAAAGGCAGCUCUGUGACUUCAACAAUGACUGUGCUGAUGAUUCUGAUGAACAUCCAGUCAUCUGCAGUACAAUUUUGGGGCGUUGUGAUUUUGAAUUUGAUCUUUGCUCCUGGAGACAGUGGAGAAAUGAUAACUUUGACUGGAUUCUCAAAGUGGGAAGUACACCAACGUUAGGUACCUGUCCAACAACUGAUCACACUCUAAGAAAUCCAACUGGUCAUUAUAUUUAUAUUGAAAACCCAUUCUCACCACUACCUGGACAUGUAGCAAGGAUUUCUGGUCCAUCGAUUAGUAAGAGAAGCAGAGAUUGCAAGAUUAUUUUCUACUACUACAUGGGGGGAGAGAUUUUUGGAUCGUUAACAGUUUACCUAGUGACUCUAUCCCAUAAUCAAACAUUACUGUUCAAUUUGACUGGGGACCAAGGCCAUUACUGGCAGCAAGCAGAAAUCAGACUUAGCGCUGACGAGGACUUUGAGAUCAUGUUAGAAGGAUGGGUCAGAAAAGGGUCAAAAGGAGUCAUAGCACUUGAUGACAUCACUUUCACAAAGGAGUGCAUCAGUUCUUCAUUUGCAUUUCAUCCAGAACCAACUCGGCCUCCUCCAACAGGACUUUGUCGACAAGGUUAUUUGGAGUGCCAGAAUGGAAAUUGUUACCGACCAGAACAGAGAUGUGAUUUUGUAAAUGACUGCAGUGACAAUACAGAUGAGAGAGAAUGUGGAACAUCCUGCACCUUUGAAACUGGACCAUGUGGUUGGAAAAACUCCUUGGCAGACAACUUUGAUUGGAUCUUGGGGCAGGGCUCGUUUCAGAGUCUACGGCCAGUGAACGAUCAGAGCCUAGGAAAUGAAAAUGGUCACUUUAUGUAUCUUGAAGCUAGACCUGGAGGUUUGAAAGGUGAUAAAGCCCAUCUGAGAAGUUCAAUAUGGAAGGAAUCGAGUGCCAAGUGCACACUGUCAUUCUGGUAUUAUCUGUCACAAAAAGCUACAGGUCUUAUAAGAAUUUUUAUUAAGACAGAUAACAAUCUCACUGAAGUAUGGAACAUAACUGGGAGUCAGGGUGAUAGAUGGAACAAGGGAAUGAUACAUCUGAGAAAGAUGCGUAACUUUGAAAUCAUAUUUGAAGGAAUCCGCACCAAGAAUUUUGGAGGUGGAGCAGCGAUUGAUGAUAUUCAGUUCAAGAAUUGUGCCCCAGAUUGGAGUUUAUCAGGCUUCUGUCUGGCUGCAACCGAUUACAGCUGUCAAAAUGCCAAGUGUGUUGAGUCUGAACUGGUCUGCGACUACAAACCAGAUUGUGAAGAUGGAUCAGAUGAGUUUGACUGCUCCCAGUUUGUUAAUAUUCCAGGAAGCUGCAGUUUUGAUGGUUCAACUUCAAGUUCUUUGCUGACUAACUGUAGCUUAAUGCAGAGGAAUGAUGAUGAUUUUGACUGGAUAAUAGCUAGCAAAAGCGGCACUGCAGGGACUGGUCCAGUAAGUGAUCACACACCAGGGGUUGGAGGAAUGUUUCUGUACAUUAAUUCAGCAACUCAGCAUGAAGGUGACAUUGCAAGAAUAGCCACCACCCACCCAUUCCCAGCAACUGUUGGAGUCUGUCGCUUGCGUUUCUGGUACUAUAUUUAUGGUUCAAAAGAAAUGGGAACUCUGAAGAUAUACAGUGUCGGAGAGCAUGGAAUGCCCUUGUUGAUGUGGUCAGUGACUGGGAACGGGGAGGACAACUGGAUUUAUGCCAAUGUCAUUGUUUCCAACAACUAUCCGUUUAAAAUCCUGUUUGAAGCUGAAGUGGGUGGCGAUGACCUCACAGAUAUUGCAAUUGAUGAUAUCUCUUUUACCCUGGAAUGUGUUACUGGAGGACCACUUCCAACUCCACCAGUGACCUGUUCCCCAGAUGCAUUUCAAUGCCUGCAUUUGCAGGAAUGUAUCCACCAACAUUGGAAGUGUGAUGGUGAAGAAGACUGUGUGGAUGGUAGUGAUGAAUUAAACUGCCCAACUAUAAUUCCCGGCACUCUGCCUCCUCAGGAUCAUUGUGGAGAUAAAGAAUUCCAAUGCUCCAACGGAGAAUGUAUUCCAUCAUUGCUCAGGUGUGAUGGAGUUUCAGAUUGUUCUUCCAAAGAAGAUGAACUUGGCUGUUAUCUGUCAACAGCCCGAGGGCCCCAGAAGACCUGGCACAACACCAAGAAGAAUUGGGCAUUUGCUGUCGUAUUAAAAUCCUUACAAAUCAAUAAGGUUAACAUAUUGGUGGUUGAAGGCCAACGAUAUGUACCUGCAAUGGGCCCUUCUUUCCCGCGUUUCACAGAAGUACAACCUGGCAGUAAAAACAUGAGACGGGCUUUCGUCAAUGGCAUACCAUUCUUGUUGGCAGAAGCUGAAAUUGGCACACUUCUGCUUCACGUUCGGAGCAGUUGUCCACAUCAUUUGAGACAAUCACCGAGGACGAAAUGCAAUUCAAUAUCCAAUAUUAUGUAUGGUGAUCAAAGGACAAAUCUCAAUACAGAGUUUGCUGUGGAAGACCUUCUGACUUGUCCAUCUAUUAGUGUUUACCCCUGGCACACUUCGUAUAGGCUAUUCUCUAAUGCAUCAAAUGUGCCGACUUCCUUUUCCAACCCUCUGUAUGAAGAUGCAAUGAGGAAAGCAUCAGCAGAAAGAAUUUCUGAAAUUUUGCAAAUGGAAUCAAAUGAAUAAAUACCAUACCUGUCUAUAAAAUUGUGAAUCUUGGAGCUAUAUUAAAUAUCCAAUUGUGAUGUUGAAAAUUUUUUGUAUGAUUCUUACUAUAAACUUAAAGAAUGCCUUUAUGAUG